Messenger RNA from Poecilia latipinna (sailfin molly), 1498 nucleotides. It is a transcript of the gene cd68, whose product is annotated as CD68 molecule. The record is from RefSeq and is a predicted model, not a curated record. Gene Ontology annotation, biological process: establishment of protein localization to organelle. Bases 107 to 970 code for a protein of 287 amino acids. The transcript has 6 exons. Gene Ontology annotation, cellular component: lysosomal membrane; late endosome membrane; plasma membrane. Lineage: Eukaryota; Metazoa; Chordata; Actinopteri; Cyprinodontiformes; Poeciliidae.
UGCCUUGACUCAGCCGUGUAUUUAUGGAAAGAGGUGCCUCCCUCUUCUUGCAUAUCAGGCUGGUGUGAAGAACAGUUAACAAGGCCGUCAGUCAAGACCUGUCACCAUGCAGAGAGUUGCUGUGUUGAUCCUUGUUGCCUGCUGUGCUCUCACAGCACUGUCACUGGCCAAAGACACAAAUGAAUCCAAACCAUCUUCUACUAUGAGUUCUGCGGCGUCAUUUCAAGAUAUAAGUACUCCUAAAUCUGUAACUAAUACCACGACUCCUAAACCCACGACUAAACCCACGACUAAACCCACGACUAAACCCACGACUAAACCCACGACUCCUAAAACCACUCCUACAGCAGCACCUCAACCUACUCCAACUACCAAUCUGACUGAAGGAAACUACAAUUUGACCAAAGACAAAGGAGUGGUUUGUCUGAUGGCUCAGAUGGCGCUAAAGAUCAAACUUUCCUCACAGAAGGGCAAUGGAACCUUCAUUAUCAAACCAAACCAAACUACGGCAAGUGGUGAAUGCAAGGAAACAAAAGCCAACCUGACCCUUACCUUUCAACAGGGCUUCAUCACCUUCCUCUUCAAUAAGAGUGUUGCUAAUAACACCGCCUAUCUAAAUGCUGUGUCUUUCAAUCUGUCCUACCCCUUGACAAAGACAGGAACUCAGAAGUACAGUGAAAAGAAUGACUCGGUGCAUCUGUUUGCUGCAAAGAUCGGACACUCCUACUCCUGCAAGGAUGAAUCUAUCUUCCUGGGAAACGGACUGAGCCUCGAAGUCUCUAACAACAGACUGCAAGCUUUCAAUGUCACUAAGAAUGAAUUUGGCCGUCCUGACCCCUGCCCAGCUGACCAGCCUGACUACCGCAUUGCCAUCGCAGUGGGAGUGACUCUGCUGGUGCUCAUUGUCAUUGUGCUGAUAGUGUACCUGCUGGGCCGCAGAAAGAGGACAGCUGGCUACCAGUCGCUCUGAGGACUGACCGGCCGUAGGUCUAAAACAAGUGACCUUCUGAAUGAGGGAUUGUGGGUAAAGAGGCACUUCCACUGAGCCGCCUCCCAUCCCCUUUUACUAAGCCUAUUUGUUGCUGUUUUUCUGAUGUAUUACUAUUGAUAACAUUUGAACCAAAGAUAUACAACUUUAAACACACAGGUCAAAAAUAACUCACACACUUAAUUAUAGACUCUUUAAUGAAUCCAUGUAGAUAACUUUUAUAUGUUUUUACAUACAACCACACAAUGUUACACAAGUUUGAGCCCAAAUUUCAUCAAAUUGAAAAUGUACAACUUUAUGGGACACUAAAUUCUCUUUAAACUGACAUUGUCAUAAAAACUGACUGAGAAGUCAAAGUAAAAGACUCCAGUUAGCAUUCUUGUUUUGCUAAAAAACGGAUCAAUAAGGGAUUCAUUAAAUUCUUGGAUGUAACAUUACUGAUCUUUUUUUGCUGUCCUGAGUAUUAUACCUUUAAAGGUGAAAUUUAUUAAAUUUUAAUCCAGAAUUUAC